AGCAGCCGCUGAGGUAACAGUCGGACCUUAAAACCCGGCAGUGGCUGUAGUGCAUGUCCACAAAGAAACAAGGCUGCUGAGCUCAUUUCGUUGCAUUUUGUGGGCGUGGGAGCUGGGCCUCUCUUGACCUGCCCGCUUCUCACUCAGGGAAAACUGCGACACUUGGUUAUAUUCAGAGAGGCUGAUACAAACGCUCUCUGAGGACACCUGCUGUCAGGACCAUGAGGCUCUCGUCUCAGCCGCCCUCCUUUGGGCUGAUAACCUGCUCUUUGGUGUUGAUAUUGCCGCUGUUUGGCUCCUGUCAUCCAGCACAGCUGUCAGGAAACCCCAGCCUGGAUUUCAUGGAGCAGCUGAGCCACUCAAGUGUCAGAUUCAACUGGAGAAAUGUCACCUGCUACGUCUGCAAAGCUGUCUUCACCAUUGUUGAUGUCGCCCUUCUGAGUGAUGCAAAUGAAGAGCGAGUGGCACGUGCAGUAGGUGAGGCGUGUAUCCGUCUCCAUCUGGCUGACGAGCAAGUCUGUCGGGAUAUAAUCGAGCUGUUCAGGGAUGACUUCAUAAGGGCCCUGCAGGAGUCGUUUCUGUGGCCCACUGAAGCGUGUGCUGUGCUGGUGGGCCCUUCCUGUGGCAAAUUUGAUGUGUAUGCACCUUGGAACAUCACUUUGCCAAAUGUUCCUAAGCCCCCCGUUAAACCACCCUCUCCUCCCAAACCGGGUUCUCCACAGAGCAGAGUCCUGUUUCUCACAGACGUCCACUGGGACAGGGAAUAUGACGUCGGCAGUGCUGCAGACUGCAAGGAACCUCUGUGUUGUCGUAACGAUUCAGGCUCUCCAAACUUGAGCAGGAGGAAGGCUGGGCACUGGGGAACUUAUGGAAAGUGUGACCUGCCUCUUUGGACAGUGGAGAACCUUCUGAAAAAUGCUGCCAAAGCUGGGCCAUGGGACUGGGUUUACUGGACUGGAGACAUACCAGCACACAAUGUGUGGUCACAGACCAGGGAGCAGCAGCUGUCAGAGCUAACUGUCAUCUCUAAACUCAUCCACAAACACCUGGGACCUAAUGUGACGGUUUACCCUGCUGUAGGAAACCACGAGAGCACACCAGUAAACAGCUUCCCUCCACCCUAUAUUCAUGGCAACAGAUCCUCUUCCUGGCUAUAUGACCAAAUGGCAGAGGAAUGGGCCCCGUGGUUGCCAGAUCAGGCAUUGAAGACAUUAAGAUAUGGAGGAUUCUACACAGUGCAGAUUCAGCCUGGUCUGAGACUGGUCUCUCUCAAUAUGAACUUUUGUGCACGAGAAAACUUUUGGCUGAUGGUGAACUCCACCGAUCCCGGGGAUCAGCUGCAGUGGCUCGUCCAUAUUCUCCAGGCCAGCGAGGACAAGGGAGAAAAAGUACAUAUCAUUGGUCACAUCCCACCUGGCCUUUGUCUUAGCAGCUGGAGCUGGAACUAUUAUCACAUUGUCAACAGGUAUGAAAGUACAAUCACUGGACAGUUUUUUGGCCAUACGCACCUGGAUGAGUUCCAGAUGUUUUAUGACGAGGAAACCAUGACCCGCCCGUUGGGGGUAGCGUUUAUUGCUCCCAGUGUCACUACCUACGUUCUCCUUAAUCCAGGAUACCGUGUCUACUAUGUCGAUGGGAACUACCAAGGAAGCUCUCGGCUGGUGCUCGACCAUGAAACGUACAUCCUGAACCUUACAGAGGCAAACCACAGUCCAGGGGCACCACAUAGUCCACAAAAGGAUCCUAAAUGGACACUACUGUACCGUGCCACUGAAGCUUAUGGUCUGUCUACUCUGUUCCCCUCCGAUUUUAAUCGGCUGAUUGGGACCUUUAUCAAUGACGAUCCUGUCUUCCAGAAGUUCUGGUAUUUGAGAUAUAAAGGGCACAUCUCAAAGCCGUGCAAAGAGGUCUGCAAGACCGGUAUACUGUGCUACCUGCGAAGUGGGCGUUAUGAUGACCUGAAGCAGUGCGACUACCUUAAUGGUUUUAAAGGAAGCUUAGCCAGAGCUGCCACAAAAACUCUCUGUUGACCCGAUGGAGUUUAGCCUGGAAAAGGCUGGGUGAGGGGGAAAAAAGCAAUAUGACUAAAUAUGAUACUGAGCCAAAAACAAAUCAUCCUCUGUUGCAGAUGGACGAGGAUUGUUUUUUUUGUUUUGUUUUUUUUCAUAGGUUUGAUUUCAUAAAGUCACUUGACCUAUUAUAAAUUAUGCUCACAGGUAUGUGGAACUUAGAAACCCAACUUGAGUAUUUGUUGUGCCUCAUCACUAAUAAUGUGUUUAAAUUCAUUUAGAUGAAUGUGGGAACACGCUAUGGAUGGUUGACUUUUUUUUUUUUUUUUCCAAUGUCAGUUGUGGAAAGGGUGGUUAAAAUUGUUCUGAAGCGCACACAGUAUUAGGCAUUACAAGGAAAGCAGUUCUUUUGAAACCAGUGCCUUUUCUUUUUUUGUUAAAUAUGAACUUAUCGAUUCUUGCAAUCUUAGAUCUUUUAAACCUCUGUCCCUCUGAAAUGUUAGUCAUCCAUUAAUUUUCUUCUAUUAUAUA
Oreochromis aureus is the source of this 2540-nucleotide messenger RNA. RefSeq names its product sphingomyelin phosphodiesterase 1 (gene smpd1). The record is from RefSeq and is a predicted model, not a curated record. The transcript is spliced from 9 exons. The coding region runs from base 222 to 2030 and encodes 602 amino acids. Gene Ontology annotation, biological process: ceramide biosynthetic process; sphingomyelin catabolic process. Gene Ontology annotation, molecular function: acid sphingomyelin phosphodiesterase activity. Lineage: Eukaryota; Metazoa; Chordata; Actinopteri; Cichliformes; Cichlidae. Gene Ontology annotation, cellular component: lysosome.